Lucilia cuprina (Australian sheep blowfly) is the source of this 1441-nucleotide messenger RNA. RefSeq names its product collagen alpha-1(XVIII) chain-like. The transcript has 6 exons. The record is from RefSeq and is a predicted model, not a curated record. The coding region runs from base 623 to 1375 and encodes 250 amino acids. Lineage: Eukaryota; Metazoa; Arthropoda; Insecta; Diptera; Calliphoridae.
CAAUUUUUUUCGUAUCUUAACAAUAAAACGUGCGUUUUUUGUCAUUCAACUCUCUAUAGUUUCUGUUGUUGUUCUGUGUUUCCAGUUUUUCUUUUUGUUAUUCAAAAAAAAAAGUAAAUAUUUGUGAAAAUAUAAAUUUUAUAUGAAUUUUCAUACAAAACUUCAACAAUCCAAGGGCUACAAAAAUACAACCAUAUAAAAGUAGAAAAGAAAAAAAAUAUAUUGUUUUUGGCCAUUUUUUUCUUGAUAAUUGUUGUGCACCAAUUGCUGCCAAAACAAUAUAUUACCAGUGUAAAAAAUAAAAAAUAAUAAAAUUUUUAUAAAAUAAAUAUAUACAACUAAAAAUUAAGUUUUUUCUCGUCAUAACGAAAAAGUGCUCAUAUAUUAUAAAAAAAAUUUACCAAAAAUUAUAAUACAUAUUUGUGCAUCAGUUUAAUCAAGAGUAUUAAGCCAAACAAUUGUGUUUUAAAAUUGCAGCUAUCUAAGUUGUAAUAAUUUCUCCCCGAAAAAAGUAAUUUAUUUGGCAUUAUCUUCAAAAAAAAUAAAUAAAUAAAUAAAUUUAACGUAUUUUAAAUUUAAAUUUUUAACUAAUUUUAACCAAUUGUAUUGGUUAUAUCAACAAAUGGAUUUAGCAUUUAAAAUACAAAUAAUGUGUUCGUGGAGAAAAAUGCUGCUAACACUGGUAUUACUUUUAGCAAUUGGACGCUCACAAUCAGUUGAAUUAACAGGACAAGGAAUUAAAGAUGCCAUUGCCGAAUACAAUAUGUUGGAAAUUAUAAAUGAAAAUUUCAAUGGCAUUGAAUUCGAUUUUGCUGAAGAUGGUUUUCCUGCCUAUAAAAUAUUACAAAUUGCCGAUAUAAAAUCUCCCUAUCGUAUGGUUUUGCCAGAAAAACUCAAUGAUUUUGCUCUGCAAACUACGCUGCAACCUACCUCAGCCAAAGGUGGUUACUUGUUUAGUGUUGUCGAUCCCCUCGAUACAGUUGUACAAUUUGGUUUACACUUUUCACCCGUCAUCAAAGAUUGCUGGAAUGUUUCGUUAAUCUAUACAGAUGCCAGUGUUAGUCCAGUUAGUAAACGUUUGGUUAGUUAUCAAUUGCCAUAUGAACCCAAGAAAUGGGUAACACUAGCCUUUAAGGUGUUAAGUGAUAAGGUAGUGUACUAUUAUAAUUGUGAAGAGACUGAAACGACACCAUUAAUAAGAGAUCCCAUGGAAUUGGUGUUUGCAUCAUCAUCAACUUUAUAUUUAGCACAAGCUGGCGCUAAGAUGGGUGGUAAUUUUGAGAGUGCUUCUAAUUUGAAAAAGAGGGUUCAUAUGUUUUAUUGUUAUGUUUCAUUUAUAGGUCAAUGCUAUAAAGUUUAUAGUUUUCUUAUUUAGUUUGGAAUAUAAUUGAAUCAUGUGUUUUUUUAAUAAAUAAUUGCUGAGUGUUAUUAAAAUUAUUAA